AUGGCUAACUUUGUUAGAAAGAUGGUCUCCAAGAAGAAGAGGAGGUUCGAAUGGGGAAACUUCGAUUUGGACCUCACUUAUAUUACAGACAGGAUCAUUGCAAUGGGCUUCCCAAGUGAGUCCAUCGAAGGUCUCUACAGGAACAACAUGCGUGAUGUCCAACGAUUCUUCCAAACACUUCAUCCAGGUCACUAUAAAGUCUACAACUUAUGCAGCGAACGCAAAUAUCCGCACGACAAGUUUGCAAACAAUGUUAGCGAGUAUCCAUUUGACGAUCAUAACCCUCCACCCUUGCAGAUGAUAAUAGACUUUUGUUAUGAUGUGGAGAGAUGGUUGGAUGAGCAUCCAGAGAACGUGGCGGCAAUACAUUGCAAGGCGGGCAAGGGCCGCACUGGCACAAUGAUCGCCUGUUUCCUGCUCUACAACAAGUCCUGCCAGACGGGCUCUGAAUCUAUCCGCAUGUUUGGAAACAAGCGCACACACAAUGGCAAAGGAAUCACCAUCCCAAGCCAGUCGCGCUACGUGCGCUACUUUGAGGCGCUGCUGCAGUACGGCCGGCCCAUCCCACCAAUCCCCACAGUGACCAAGGUGCUCUCGUUGAUUCGCAUCAACCCUCUGCCCAACUUUGCCCUUGCGGGUGGAUGCGAUCCCUUCCUGGCCAUUGGACAGCGCGACAAGAGCGUCUUCUACACCAAGCCGAUCAAGAUCAGGAAGGGCUCGCAGAUCGUCGAGGUGGACUGCGGCAACAUUUUGUUGUCCAACGAUGUCAAGGUGCAGUUCUUCAACAAGAGCUCAAAGGGCCACAUGUUCAGCUUCUGCUUCCACACGGCCUUCAUUGACGGUCCCAAGAUGCACAUCAGACGUCUGGAGAUCGACAAGGCUCACAAGGACAACACGCACAAGAACUUUCAUCCCAACUUCUCGAUCGAGUUGCAGUUCAGCGACAUUGACAGCGAUGAACACGACGAUGGUGUGUCGACGUCAUCGUCAUCGUCGUCAUCGACCACUGGCGCCUCGCAGUCAGCUGACGGCACGUCCACCGCUGGCGCCUCACCAUUUGGCCAGCAAACGACCUAUCAGACUGGUCUGACAAAGAUGUACAACAACAACAGGAAGUCCAAGUUCUUUGGACCUGAUGUGACCAAGGAUGGUGCGAAUAAUGGAGGACACGAGCGAAAGGUGUCCAACCAACUCUUCACCUGUCCCAAGUGUCAAGAGCAGAUCCUCCCUGGCGAGGUCUCCCUCAACGAUGGCAAGAACAACUAUCACUGGCGAUGCAUGAAGUGUAACAAUUGCCAAAAGUCAUUGUCCAAUGAGAGCGACUGUUUGUUCCAAGAGAACGGAGACAUUCACUGCACAGACUGUGCCAAUAAGAGUGGAACAGAGUUCUUUAAGAUGUGCAAUGGAUGUGACAAGGUCAUUAAGACAUCGUACUAUGAGGAGGUUGGAGAUAUGACAUUCCACAGCGAAUGCUUUGCCUGCUCAGUCUGCCACACUGAGCUGCCAGGCAAGGAGUUUGCCAUUAAGGGCGGUCGUUUACAGUGCACACAAUGUAUCAACAAGGAGAAGGAGUUCAAUCAGCGACUGACGUUGAGUGACAGGAUGAUGAAGAACCUCAACAUCGCCCCGGCACCUGAACCGCCUGCCAUAGUGGUGCUCCCACCCACGCCCGCGCCACCCGUCGUGGCGCCCAGACAGCCUGACCCACCCGUACCCGUGGUCAUGUGCCAGCGAUGUAACAAACCAGUUGGAUUGCGACCACUCGUACUGGACAUUGGUGUGUGGCACAAGGCCUGCUUCUCCUGUGCCGAGUGUGACCGUGUCAUUGACACAUCCAUAUACUACAUCAAAGAUGACAAGCCAAUAUGUUGUGAUUGUGAUAGACGAUCAAAUAAGGUGGCAGCAGAGGAGUUCAUAUGCUUUGGCUGCAAGAAUGUUAUUAUGGACGAGGAGAUGAUGGAUGCCAUUGGAGAGAAGUGGCAUGUACAUUGCUUGACAUGCUCAGUGUGCAGGAGGCAUAUUGACGGACCAUUUGGCGACCACGAUGGCAUCAUCUAUUGUAAAGAGGACUAUGAGCGACUGUUUGGAACGACCUGUGACAUCUGUUCCAACACAAUCAUUGGAACAUAUCUCAAAGUGAAUGGAAGGAACUUGCAUCAGCAAUGCUUCAGAUGUCAUAGCUGCAACUGUGUGUUGGAGGGUGGCAAAUACUUCCCUCGAGGCGAUCACCAGAUAUGCAACCGAUGCAGGAUAGAUGAGUCACAGAGGAGGAAGUUACAACAACAACUCAACACAUACCAGAACAACAGCAGCAACACGCAUCAAUCACCUACAACAACAUCACCAAGAUCAAACUAUGACAACAACAACAACAACAAUAACAACAACUAUUACACCAACAACAACAACAACUAUAACAAUAACUAUAACAAUAAUCACAAUGACGAUAAUACAUACUCGCCAAGAAUUGGACAUGGACCAACUUCAUCGUCGACGACGACAACAUCACCAGCACCAGAACCAAUAUUAUUUGUAAAGAAGCCCAAUCCAACAAGACUGUCAACAAGAGUCAAGGUGAAUGAUAUGAAGGAGAACAACAAGACCAACAACAACAACAACAAUGUCGAUACAUGGAGCAACGCUUUCCACAGACAAAUGGAGAGAAGUUCAUUCAAAGCCGCCCGGCCAUCCAAAGAUCCAAGAUCAACCCGAAAGGAUUUCCUCGGUACCAAGCAGACGAGUAACUAG
Molecule: messenger RNA, 2748 nt
Organism: Acytostelium subglobosum LB1
Lineage: Eukaryota; Evosea; Eumycetozoa; Acytosteliales; Acytosteliaceae
Exons: 5
Coding region: 1-2748 (915 amino acids)
Biological process (GO): dephosphorylation
Cellular component (GO): cytosol
Molecular function (GO): phosphatidylinositol-3,4,5-trisphosphate 3-phosphatase activity
Source: RefSeq, a predicted model, not a curated record